AUGGAGCAGCAACAGGAGACUCCAGUCCAGUUGGAAACCGUCUGUAAGGAGCAGCAACAGGAGAGUCCUGCUGAGUUGGAAACCGUCAGUAUGCAGCAGCAAGAGGAGAUUCUACCAGAGUUGGAAACUGUCUGUACGCAGCAGCAACAGGUGAUUCCAGAUGAGUUGGAAACCGUCAUUACGCAGCAGCAACAGGAGACUCCAACCGAGGUCGAAAACGUCUGUACGCAGCACAAACAGGAGACACCAGCCCAGUUGGAAACUGUCUGUAUGCGGCAGCAACAGGAGACUCCAGUCGAGAUCGAAACGGUCUUUACGCAGCAGCAACAGAAGAUUCCGACCCACUGUCAAACUGUUUGUACGCAGCAGCAGCAGGAGACUCCACCCGAGUUGGAAACAAUGUGUACGCAGCAACAACAAGAGUCUCCAGCUGCAGUGGAAACUGUCUGGUCACUGCAGCAACAAGAGAUUCAGGCCGAGAUGGAAACAGUCAGUACCCAGCAGAAACAGCAACAGGAGAGUCUAGCCGAGUUGGAAACCUUCUACAGGGUUUGUAAGGACGAAAAAGACAAGAUCCAAUCAGAGAUUACAUUGCUUCAGUUGGAGUUAAACAAGCUCUUGGCUGAGAAUAACAUCUAUACAGAACAGGAGAAAGAGUUACAUGAAUUGCAUUGCCAGAAGAAUAAGAUGCAGUUAAUGAACCGAACACACAAGAAGGGAUAUGUCAGUGCAAGCCAGGAGACUGAUUUAGAUAUUUCAAAAUUUUCUAACCCUUUUUCCGAGUUGGAAAACACCUUCACGCAGACUCCAACCGAAGAGCCUCAAGAACCUCCUGCGGCUGAAUCCUGGGGUUUCCGUGUUAAACGGCUACUGAAAGUAGCUGCGCCUAUAGCAAUUACUGCAGCUGCCCUCAUUACCAUCAUGGUCACUAAAAGAUGGAGAUGA
Hippoglossus stenolepis (Pacific halibut) is the source of this 945-nucleotide messenger RNA. RefSeq names its product involucrin-like. The transcript has a single exon. The record is from RefSeq and is a predicted model, not a curated record. NCBI's taxonomy places the organism in Eukaryota, Metazoa, Chordata, Actinopteri, Pleuronectiformes, Pleuronectidae. Bases 1 to 945 code for a protein of 314 amino acids.